AGUCCAUGGUGUUUUCCUGGGUGGAUGGCCUGCUCUGGAUCUAGCCUGUCAAAACUGCAUUGAAACGAGAGCAACGUGGGAUAAAGUCAGUGAAAUCAGGUCCUGUUCAAAUUUGAUAACUGUAACUGAGACUUGAACGGGCCUAGAGAGAAAUCCAAAGUUCCCCUCCCCAACCUCCUGUUCCUGACCCUCUCUGAAACACCUCUCUCACCAUGAAUGAAGUUAAUGUCAUCAGAGAGGGCUGGCUUCAUAAAAGAGGUGAAUAUAUCAAAACAUGGAGGCCCAGGUAUUUCAUCCUGAAAAGUGACGGUUCCUUCAUCGGCUACAAGGAGAAGCCCGAUCUAAACGACCAGACUUCACCACCGCUCAACAACUUUUCAGUGGCAGAGUGCCAGUUAAUGAAGACUGAAAGACCCCGGCCCAACACAUUUGUCAUUCGUUGCCUACAGUGGACCACUUUCAUUGAGCGCACCUUUCACGUGGACAGCAAUGAGGAGAGAGAGGAGUGGAUGCGAGCAAUCCAGUCGGUGGCGAAUAGUCUGAAGAUGCGGGAACAGGAGGAGGAGGAGCCGAUGGAUGUGUUUGGGUCACCCAGUGAAAGCAGCCUGGAGGAGAUGGAGGUGUCCCUGUCCAAGGCCCGCUCCAAAGUGACAAUGAGUGACUUUGAGUACCUGAAGCUGCUCGGGAAGGGGACGUUUGGAAAGGUGAUUCUGGUCAAAGAGAAGUCGACUGGAGUACAUUAUGCCAUGAAAAUACUGCGCAAAGAGGUCAUCAUUGCCAAGGAUGAGGUGGCCCAUACAGUUACAGAGAGCAGAGUGUUACAAAACACACGACACCCCUUCCUCACGACACUGAAAUAUGCCUUCCAAACCCACGAUCGACUCUGUUUUGUAAUGGAAUACGCUAAUGGAGGCGAGCUCUUCUUCCACCUGUCACGGGAGCGAGUGUUCACAGAGGACCGGGCGCGCUUCUAUGGUGCCGAGAUUGUGUCAGCACUGGAGUACCUCCAUUCACGUGACGUUGUUUACCGUGAUCUGAAGCUGGAGAAUCUGAUGCUGGAUAAGGAUGGCCACAUCAAAAUCACAGAUUUUGGUCUUUGUAAGGAGGGAAUUACCCCUGACGCUACCAUGAAGACCUUCUGUGGUACUCCCGAAUAUCUGGCACCUGAGGUCCUAGAAGAUAAUGACUACGGCAGGGCGGUCGACUGGUGGGGUCUGGGUGUAGUCAUGUAUGAGAUGAUGUGCGGCCGUCUGCCUUUCUACAACCAGGACCAUGAGCGUUUGUUUGAGCUUAUCCUCAUGGAGGAGAUUCGCUUCCCCAGGAAUCUAUCACCUGAGGCCAAGUCCCUACUGGCUGGCCUGCUCAAGAAAGAUCCCAAACAGAGGUUGGGUGGAGGUCCCAAUGAUGCCAAAGAAGUAAUGAGUCACAAAUUUUUCAUCACCAUCAACUGGCAGGAUGUAGUACAGAAGAAGCUCACCCCACUCUUCAGACCGCAAGUGACAUCAGAGACAGAUACCCGGUACUUUGAUGACGAGUUCACAGCACAGACCAUCAAGCUCACUCCUCCAGACAAGUAUAACAGUCUGGACUGUGAGGAUCCAGGACAGCAAGCACAUUUCCCCCAGUUCUCCUAUUCUGCUAGCAUAAGAGAGUGAUAGCAUCUCUACCACACACACACACACACAUACACACACACACACACACACACACACACACAAAAAAAACAAACAUGAGGCGUGAACACCUUGGCCACAUCCUUACAGCUAUAAAAUGACCAGAACUUCAACAUUCGGUGAGGUUUUAGUCCCAUCAGGAUCUAAGUGCCUCGGCUGGCGGCCUUAUUUUUUUAGAAAAUCCCUUCGUCCACACUGUGGACAAAGCCUGGCCACACUGGCUGUACUGUAUCAAACUGGACUUCAGUACCUCGCAUGGUCAUCAGCACAACUCAACAAACACAAAGUCUGUAGCACCUUUGGAUGGCCUAUAAACAACUACUGCUGCUUUUUCAGACUGUAAACCACCGCUUAUUUUUAACACUCUCCCUUUUUAUGGUCUUAUGAGAAGCCAUACAGUUCCUAUAUGAUGUUUCCAAGUGCUCUUCUUUCAGAACUAGCUGUUACCACUGGUGAUAGACGGGUUUCUACAUGAAGGAGGAAGAAGCGUGGCAGUUUGUGGGGUGUUUCUGUUAGGUGUGUGUGUGGAUCUUUUUUUUUUUGUGAGAAAAGGGGGGGGCAUCAAAUCCAAACUGAAUGUCAUCAAUUUAGUUGGAGUGAGUCUGUGAGAGCAUGAGGUUUUCUGUGUGUCUUAAUACAAUGCUUGCCUGGUGUGCAUCAGGAACAACAGAUUAAUUGAUAACAGAUGAUCAAAGUGUCUCCACGGAGACGAGCUGUGAGUAAAACAAGACUAUCCUUUUGUAAACUGUAUGCAAUGAAAACAAAUCACUUGUUUAUUAGUUUGCUCUCAUCUCAGAAUCUGAUCUUUGUUAACAGAUCGGGCAAGUGCGACACGUCAAUUAUUGGAAAUUGGGAAUACCUUAAUGCACAAGGUGUAUAUGUUAUUUUUUUAAAACAAGAUUUUUUUAAAAAUUCUAAAACAUAUUCGAUCCUUAUUGAUCAGCAAAAUACACAACAUCCAUGUGAUUUAAGAGGCUUAAUAAGCACUUAGUGAUUCAAAGCAGACCUCAGUUUUCUCACAUGGACCAUGUUCAUAAUGACGUUUCUGAGGUUGAUGAUGAAAAUGUGUCUGUUGCAAAAAAAAGUGUCAAAAAAUGUGAGAUACCAAAAGUUGGCAUCAAAUGUCCAGCCAAUUCAUAAUCCAGUUGAUUGAAUUACAUCAACCAUUGGCCUGAUUCAGACAAUUUAAUUUCAGCAAAGUUCUUCCAUGAAUUCAUGUGUUUAGACAACAUGUAACAUUUGAGAACUUUGGCUUUUUGGGGGGUUUAUUUAAAAAGGAAAAGGAAAAGGAAAGAAAUAAUCAAAGUAAGGGAGCAGAGGCGCCCCCAGAAAUUUUUCAUAGGGGUGGCCAGAGGGGGCCACUGAAAAUCUAGCACAACAAAACCAAAAGCCAGAAUUUCAUUUCAGCAAUUCGUUUAUGCUGUUAAAGUACAUCAGCUGGUUUAAAACUGUCACUGUAGAAAGUGUCAAGAUUUCAGUCUUAAUUGAUUUGACCUGUUUCUGGUGGCAUCAGCAAAUGCGGUUUAACACUAUAGGUUAAAGAGUUCAGGGGCAACAAAAUAAAUUGGGUUAAUAUAGAAGUCAAGCAAUAAUUUCAAUUUUUCCAUAAUUCCGUGAGCAACUGUAUGCUGCACACGUCAUGAUUCUGCAGACGGCAGCACACAUUGAAAGUUGGCUAACUUUACCUCACUAAGUUGAAGGUGUGCAGCCUGUUUCCUGCAGCUCUCUAUCUCACAGCUGACUGUGGCUGCUGUUGACUGUUCCAUUAAUCCCUGCAAUAUUUCAAAAUGACCCUCAGUCAAAAAGUACUGAAAAUGACCACAGGAGUAGCAGUAGUGCUAAUCUCACUGACAAACACAUUGCAAUUCCUGGAACUACUUCAUAAUUAAAGUCAACUAAGUUUUUACCAGCGUAAUGUAAAGCUGCAAUAGUGGGAAAUGUUUGGUUUGUAUCAGCAAUAACUUUUUUCUUUUUAUUUUCUUUUCAUCUUAGCAUUUUUUCCCCCAAACAUCGCCGCCGACACCAAGUUCAUAAAACUGCAAAUAUCUAAAAAUGCAAUAAUUUCAUCAGUGGGUCAGAGGCUCAGUCACCUUUGUGUUAACUCAUUUUUUGAAAGAUUAAGACUUAACAGAAAUGUGUUUAAAUGAUGAGUUGAGACCAUAAGGAAUCACAUACAGAUAUACUUUGGUUUCUCAUUUUACAGUUAAUAUGUUUAAUUAUCUAAUGUGCAUAGACUGAUACCAAUACAGUCAACAUUUGGAGUUUGGCAACAGUUGUGUUUUAAUAUGUAUCUAUAUGUGUUCAGUAAUUUACUGUUUUUCAAGUAGGCUGGCUGUAGUUUUCCUUAAAAAAGAUAAAUAUACAGCUUUAAAGCCUGUACCCGUAGAACUCAUUUUCAUUUAGAUAUAUCAUAAAUUAUCCAGUUACUAAAAAACAGAAAAGUCUUUCCUUUAUGCAAGAACCGUUGCUGUGUAAACGGCCCUGAGAAAUGGCCAUGCCAGUUGUUUCCUUUCCAAAAUUUAGCCUAACUGUAGAGCGUUAUUUAGCCCCCUUCUGACAAGCUAGCCUAACAUGGUUGAUAUGCUAGUAACAGAUGCCUUUGGUUGUGUAGUUUCACAAGAUACAACUAUCUUCACACUAGCUUAAAAAUGACAGUAAAGUUGGCCUCCAAUUAUUUUUCAGGGUGGCCAUGCCCCCCCCCCCGGCCACCCCUAACCUAUAAGGUAUCAAAAAAGUAUUGUAUCUAUACUCAAACUUAAGUGUUGUAUCAGCACUGCUAUUGGGGGAAAACACACAAAACUGACUUAAUAGCACUUUGAAAGUGCAUGUUCAUAUUUGGAGUGAUCUUUUUGUAGCAUUCAAAGCUACUUCUGUAAUAUUUUGAGUUCACUUAUACCUUUGUGUCAUAACGUAUCUUUGUAGUCUUUCUAUUAAAGUAGUCUUUCCUCAAACCAUAACUCAUCAGUUUAUGCUUUAUCUGCUGGAGACUUUUCAAGUUUGAAGUUUUGGCUGACAGUUUUUAUUGUCAGCUACAGCUGCUGACUGCUGUCUUGCUAGCUUUGAUGCUGGCUGUCUUGCUUGCUGUCGUGCUGCUGGCUAACGUGCUGGCUAACGUGCUGGCUAACGUGUCGGCUUUCGUGCUGGUUGUCGAGUAUCUGUCAUCUUUUCGUAAAUCUCAUUGUGCUCACAAUGUUCCAGUGCAUCCACACCACAGCUGCUUUUCAGACUUGUCUGUGCCACCAGGUUUAAUUGAACACAUCAUAACUGGAGCGCUAAAAACAUCCAGGGAACUGUGUGUAACAUGAACAUGGUCCAUUGUGAGAUUUUGUGUUUGAGAGCAAUGGUGACUUGCAAGUAUCGUCUUUUUAUUAUUUUCAAUUCUUCCCAUUUAUUAUUAAUCGCUGCACAACAUUAAAUGGUAGAAAGGGGAGGUGAACCAUUAAGAUUUGCAAUACUGGGUGUUAUACUGUACAUGAAAACGCACCCAACAUUGUAUUGGUGCUACACUGUUGAGUCACUGGUAAUAAAGAGCGGGCGCAGACGACCAGCUCAACUUCCCGUCGCUACCAGAGCCUUCUAUCAUGUUUUUCUGCUGGUUUGACUCCUCAACGUGCUGUUUUCCCUCAUCCUUCCUGUACCCUGAACCUCCUUCACAGAUAGUCUCAAAUUAAGGAAAUUCAUAAUGGUUGAAAGAAAUGUAUGUAUUUUCAGUUGCAUUAUUCUAUUCAAACAAUUCAUUUCUGUUUGUCCAUGAAUGUAAUUCUGAAAGACAGUGAUCCAAUACACCUUUUUAUCUGUCUUAAUACAUCCUCA
Messenger RNA from Plectropomus leopardus (leopard coralgrouper), 5486 nucleotides. RefSeq names its product RAC-beta serine/threonine-protein kinase-like. The record is from RefSeq and is a predicted model, not a curated record. Lineage: Eukaryota; Metazoa; Chordata; Actinopteri; Perciformes; Serranidae. Gene Ontology annotation, biological process: protein phosphorylation. Gene Ontology annotation, molecular function: protein serine/threonine kinase activity; ATP binding.